CAAUAGCCAAUACUCCCUCCAACAGCAAGUAUCAAGAAAGAUUUUCUGAACAGAACCCGCCCGUUCUCCUUUCAUCAGCACCAAGAAACUCGACGCAGUAAUGGACAAUCCAAUAAUCGUGCCGGAAGGAACCGCCGGAAAAGUCAUAAAAUGCAAAGCCGCGGUGGCAUGGAGACCCUGGGAGCCGCUGACGAUUCAAGAGGUGGAGGUGGCGCCGCCGCAGAAAUUGGAGGUUCGGGUCAAGAUUCUCUUCACUUCCCUUUGCUCCGGUGACGUUUUAGCCUGGGUUUCCGAGGGUCCAUUGUUCCCCAGGAUUCUUGGACAUGAAGCAACUGGGGUUGUGGAGAGCGUGGGAGAGGGAGUGACAGAAGUCGUCCCGGGGGACAAAGUAAUGAUGGUUUACACUGGGGAAUGUGGAGAAUGUGCCCACUGCAAAUCUGAAGAGAGCAAUUUGUGCAGUCUUCUCAGGCACAAGACUAACAAGGGAGUGAUGAUCCAGGACAAUACAUCUCGCUUUUCAACCGAAGGAACUCCGAUUUAUCAUUUUGCAGGGGCGUCCACAUUCGUCGAAUACACCGUGGUUCAUGCUGGUUGUGUUGUUAAACUCAAUCCCCUUGCUCCUUUGGAAAUGGUUUGUGCAUUAAGCUGUGGGGUUGUUGCAGGUUUGGGUUCUGUCCUUAAUGUUGCCAAACCGAAAGAAGGCUCUUCCGUGGCCAUUUUUGGCCUUGGAGUAACAGGACUUGCAGCUGCAGAAGGAGCCAGAAUAGCCGGGGCUGCAAGGAUCAUAGGCAUUGAUGAAGAUCCUAACAGACGCGCAAGGGCGCCCGAUUUUGGUGUCAACUGCACUCUCAACCCUUCGCUUUAUACUGUGGCGAUUAAAGAUGUCAUUGGUGGCAUGACCGGUGGAGGGGUGGACCGAAGCAUUGAGUGCAGUGGUGACCCAAGAUACAUUCUCUCUGCAUUCGACUGCCUUCACACAGGAUGGGGCGUUGCGGUUCUGAACGUUGUGUCGCGAACUGGGGAUGAGUUUAGGACUGACCCAAUGAAUUUCAUGGGGGAGAAGACACUUAAGGGCUGCUUCUUUGGGAACUACAAACCGCGGUCCCAUCUUCCUUUGCUUGUGGACAUGAUCAUGAACCAGGAACUUGAUCUGGCCAAGUUUGUGACUUAUAGGUUUGCUUUUGAUGAGAUUAAGGAGGCCUUCAAGCUGGCUUGUUUGGGAAUAACGUUAGAGUUUAGCGUUAUUUGGGUGAUUAUAGUAUUGGAGAAUAGGCCCCAUGUUGCCUGGAUUCACUAUUACUUGCUGGCCACCCUGCUGUUGAAGGCACUGAACUUAUACUGUGAAGCUCUGCAAAAAUGGCACAUAGACCGGUCCGGGUCACCCACAAUGUGGCUGGAUGCUUUGUUCUACGCAUCCAGUCUGCUGAGGGCAAUCUCUUUCUACACCGCGGUGCUUGUGAUCGGAUACACCCAGUGGCAGAUUUUGAGGCCGCGAUUCCGACUUCGGGCAAGGGACAAGGGUGUUUUGGCCAUUUUGGUUUCGCUGCAACUGGUGGCGAAUGCAGCCCGCGUGAUGAGUGACAAGGCAGCUGGCUUGUAUGGCGAAACCUGGUGGCUGCCCGUGUUUGCGUUUGUGAACUGUGUCUCUCUGUGGCUGUUGGUGUUCUCUCUUUGGUCUGCGCUGAGGAACCUGCUGAGAGUCCGGACCCAUAAGAGGGCUACGGUUGUGUUGAAGAAGUAUGAGCUCUUCCGUCACUACUUCACUGUGGUGGUGGUAUACAUUCUGUUCGGUCCCAUAUUGGAGUAUUUGCUCCUGGUCUUUUCUUCUUCUCGCGAGUAUUAUUGGCUUAUUUCCGUGGCUUUGGAGUCGGUCACACUUGCAUUUUAUGCCUAUACUGGAUACCUGUUCGCUCCCAGGAAAAGCAGUCCUCAUCAUCAUCACCACCAGUGCUUGCUGAGGGAGGAUGAAGAAGCCGCCGCGGCUAUAAGGUUGGGUGAAGAAGAAGAUGAUUAUGCCAGACUAUUCUCUCUGGUGUGAAGCUAGCUUUGGCACUUCUGUUAAUAAUUUAUGACUUACUUA
Cuscuta campestris is the source of this 2080-nucleotide messenger RNA. The record is from the annotation of a GenBank genome assembly. Lineage: Eukaryota; Viridiplantae; Streptophyta; Magnoliopsida; Solanales; Convolvulaceae.